AUGUCUUUCCAAGUAAAAACAGUGCCAACUAAACCAUAUCAAGACCAAAAGCCUGGUACUUCAGGUCUUCGUAAGAAGACUGUCGUCUUUAUGAAUGAGCCAAAUUACACCGAAAAUUUUAUUCAAUCUAUCAUGUCUGCUAUUCCGGAGGGCUCAAAAGGUGCUACCUUGGUUGUAGGUGGUGAUGGUCGUUACUAUAAUGAUGUUAUUUUAUAUAAGAUUGCCGCAAUUGGUGCUGCCAAUGGUAUCAAGAAAUUAGUAAUCGGUCAAAAUGGUCUUCUAUCCACACCUGCUGCUUCACAUAUCAUUAGAACAUACAAGGAAAAAUGCACAGGUGGUAUCAUAUUAACUGCUUCCCACAACCCUGGUGGACCAAAAAAUGAUAUGGGUAUCAAAUACAAUUUGUCUAAUGGUGGUCCUGCACCUGAGCCUGUCACAAACAAAAUUUGGGAGAUCUCUAAACAAUUGACUGAAUAUAAGAUAAUUGAAGACUUUCCCCAGUUGAAACUAGAUAAAAUCGUCGAAAACGCUCAAUAUGGUCCUUUAUUGAUCGAUGUUAUUGAUACAACUCAAGCCUAUGUCGAUUUCUUAAAGACUAUCUUUGAUUUCCCACUAAUAAAGAGCUUUAUUCACAAACAAAGAAAAGAAAAGAAUUGGAAAUUAUUAUUUGACAGUAUGAAUGGUGUCACUGGGCCAUAUGGUAAGGCCAUCUUUGUUGAUGAGUUCGGUUUGUCCGCAGAUGAAGUGUUGCAAAACUGGCAUCCGCAACCGGAUUUCGGUGGUAUGCAUCCAGAUCCAAACUUAACCUAUGCUAGGUCAUUAGUUGAUAGAGUUGAUAAAGAAAAUAUCGAAUUUGGCGCUGCCUCCGAUGGUGAUGGUGACAGAAAUAUGAUAUAUGGUGCUGGUCCUGCAUUCGUAUCUCCAGGUGAUUCUGUUGCCAUCAUCGCCGAAUAUGCUAGUGAAAUCCCAUAUUUCGCCAAACAUGGUAUAUACGGUCUAGCACGUUCUUUCCCGACUUCAAGUGCUAUUGAUCGUGUAGCAAAAGCCCAUGGUCUUAACUGUUAUGAAGUUCCAACUGGUUGGAAGUUCUUCUGCGCCUUGUUUGAAGCUAAGAAAUUAUCUAUCUGUGGUGAAGAAUCGUUUGGUACUGGUUCGAACCACGUAAGAGAGAAAGAUGGUGUUUGGGCUAUCAUUGCUUGGUUAAAUGUCCUUGCCAUUUACAAUAAACAUAACCCAGACAAAGAAGUGUCAAUUAAGAUCAUUCAAGAUGAAUUCUGGAACAAGUACGGUAGAGUCUUUUUCACUCGAUACGAUUAUGAACAUGUUACUACUGAAAAUGCUGCUAAAGUUAUCGAUCACUUGAGAAGCUAUAUCGAGAAGCCAGACCUUGUAAGUUCCAAAUUCCCAACUGCAUCAGAUUUAACCGUUGUUGGAGGUGGUGACUUCUCAUACACUGAUUUGGAUGGUUCUGUGUCAGAACAUCAAGGUUUGUAUGUUAAAUUAUCUAACGGUGCUAGAUUUGUUGUUAGACUGUCUGGUACUGGUUCUUCUGGUGCCACAAUUAGAUUAUAUUUGGAACAAUACACCGAUGACAAGACUAAAUACAGUUUAACCGCUGAGAAUUUCUUAAAACCCGUUAUGACACCAGUUAUUGAAUUCUUAAAAUUGAAAGAAUUCAUUGGCACUGAUGAACCAACUGUUCGUACAUAG
This is a messenger RNA of Arxiozyma heterogenica, 1710 nucleotides long. RefSeq names its product phosphoglucomutase PGM2 (gene PGM2). NCBI's taxonomy places the organism in Eukaryota, Fungi, Ascomycota, Saccharomycetes, Saccharomycetales, Saccharomycetaceae. Bases 1 to 1710 code for a protein of 569 amino acids. Gene Ontology annotation, cellular component: cytosol. The transcript has a single exon. Gene Ontology annotation, molecular function: magnesium ion binding; phosphoglucomutase activity. The record is from RefSeq and is a predicted model, not a curated record. Gene Ontology annotation, biological process: carbohydrate metabolic process.